UUUCAAAAGUCAUUAAAAAAUCUUAUUGAACUCUAUCGUUGUGGAGAUUGAAAUGAAUUGAUUUUUGUAAACGUGAUAUUCGCCUGAAUGGCCGUUAGGAAAUUGGAUUGAGAUUCAACGUUAGUUAGGGAUUGAUAUUCAACGUUGAGUGGAAAUAAAUGAUAAAACCAAACCGAAUAGUGUUUGUAAAAUUUGCGAUGAUUUGGUUGAUCAAUUUUACACUUUCAAACGUUCCUGUCGUUCAAUUCAACUUGAUUUCGAAAACGGAUUCAUCAUGAAAUCUAGGGAACUCACUGAACCGAAACCUAAACUUGAAAUAGCUACCGUGAUUGUAGAUGCGAUUAAGUCGAAAAAGAAAAAGUCGGAAAUGAAAAAGUCGAAAAGAGAAGAUGAUCAAAAUUUCACGAACGUAGAACCAAUAUCCAACGAUAUUAAUGCGCUUUCUCAGAAAGAAGAUUCCCCUGUGAGGAAGCCUUGGCUUUCACUGGACGAACCAGAGUUUACACCGCAAACAAAGCGAAAAGGACCAAAGAAAGCACACAAACAGAAGCCAAAAUCUGUCGUUGAGGGACCACGGGUAGUCAUACCACGUCCAUGGCGUCGGAAAUUUAAGGAAGCAGCGGAAUUGUCAUCAGAGGAAUAUCGACAGUAUGUGGCACAGAACACCAACCAUAAACAAACAAUUGUGAUAUGUGAGCUAUGCGGAAGAAGUGUGAACAUCAAUCGAAUGGAUGGGCACAGAAACAGACACCUUGGGUUGCAACCGUAUGAAUGUGAAACCUGCGGAGAUAAGUUCAAUUGUAAGCUGAACCUGCGGAUCCAUUGGCGAAGGAAUCACGUACAGGGCGAAGAAGUGAAGUGUAACGUUUGCGGGAAGCUGUUUGUUAGUAAGAUAGCAUUACACUCACAUGAGAAAUAUGUUCACUCCGAGCGAAAACAUCAGUGCACGCUAUGUCCACUGAAAUUCUUCACUAGAUACGCCUUGAGCAGACACAUGAAAAUUCACAAUCAGACGCGGGAUUUCAAGUGUCCGUUAUGUUCGAGAGCCUUCUAUUGUAAAUCCGUGUGGAAUAUUCACAUGCGAACGCACAGCGGUGAGACACCGUAUCAGUGCAGUGUAUGCAGUAUGGCCUAUGUGCACCGGAACAUGUACGUAGCACACAUGCAGAAGAACCAUCCCGGUCAACCGUUAAUGUACCUGAGCAGAAAGAAAUCGUUCAAAGAUUCAAUGAUGAAAAAAACUCUAUAAACAUAAGUUAGUAACCUAUGGGUUUAUUUAUUUAAAAAACUUAAAUUGUUUCAAAUUUAU
Molecule: messenger RNA, 1309 nt
Organism: Malaya genurostris
Lineage: Eukaryota; Metazoa; Arthropoda; Insecta; Diptera; Culicidae
Product: zinc finger protein 510-like
Exons: 3
Coding region: 275-1249 (324 amino acids)
Biological process (GO): regulation of transcription by RNA polymerase II
Molecular function (GO): DNA-binding transcription factor activity; RNA polymerase II cis-regulatory region sequence-specific DNA binding
Source: RefSeq, a predicted model, not a curated record